Messenger RNA from Leptidea sinapis, 986 nucleotides. RefSeq names its product mRNA turnover protein 4 homolog (gene RpLP0-like). Bases 251 to 979 code for a protein of 242 amino acids. The record is from RefSeq and is a predicted model, not a curated record. The transcript is spliced from 4 exons. Gene Ontology annotation, molecular function: RNA binding. Gene Ontology annotation, biological process: ribosomal large subunit assembly; ribosomal large subunit biogenesis; rRNA processing. Gene Ontology annotation, cellular component: nucleolus; preribosome, large subunit precursor. Lineage: Eukaryota; Metazoa; Arthropoda; Insecta; Lepidoptera; Pieridae.
UCAAAGAAAGCAUGAAGGAAGUAGCGUAGCAACUAGCAAUAGCAAUUAGUAUUUAGCAACUAGCAAGUACCAAGUGGCAAGUAGCAACAGUCAACACAAUACACAUGAACUCGGCAUGGUAUUUUAAAUGAUGAAAAAUAAAUAGGUUGCAACUUGCAUUCUUAUUUCUUAAACUUGUGUAAACUGUAAGGUAUUUUAUAACAUAACUAGUGUGUGAAUUUUUUUUAAAUUGUAAUUCACAAAUCACAAGAUGCCUAAAUCAAAGCGCGAUAAAAAAGUUUCACUUACACAGACAAACAAAAAAGGUCUUCUUUUAAAACAGAAAAUGAUUGAGGAAGUUAGGUCUUGCCUAACAAAAUAUGAAAACGUUUUUGUUUUUUCUGUUGAUAAUAUGCGAAAUACAAAACUUAAGGAUUUACGACACCAAUGGAAGGAUUCCCGAUUCUUUUUUGGAAAGAAUAAAGUUAUGGCUGUAGCUCUAGGCCGAACAAAAAGUGAUGAAGUUGAUGAUCAAUUAAAUAUGCUAUCAAAAAAGUUAAAAGGACAAUGUGGCUUGUUAAUGACAAAUAGAGAUGUCAUAGAUGUACUGGAAUGGUUCAAAACUUUUGAUGAUGCAGAAUAUGCCAGGUCAGGCUUUAUAGCAACAAAAGAUGUUAUAUUACCCAAAGGACCACUUGAAGAUUUUUCCCAUACAAUAGAACCCCACCUCAGAAGACUAGGUCUUCCAACAUCAUUGGAACGUGGAGUUAUUCAUCUGAUAAAAGAGUAUCAGGUAUGCAAAAAAGGUACCCCAUUGACUCCAGAACAAGCAAGCAUACUGAAGCUGUUAGGUAUUCAAAUGGCAAAGUUUAAAGUUGUAAUGAAAUGUCAUUGGACUAAAGGUAAAGGUUUCUUCAAAGAUGUCGAUGUAUCAAGUGAUGAGGAAAUUACAGAUGGAGAAGAUAAUGAAAAUGAUGUUGAUAUGGAAAAUAAAACCUAGUUCAAAA